AGGGUAAAAGGUACAACUUUGUGAGUAUAUAAAUAAACAUUAGCCUGCAGAUAUCAAUUGCAAAUUAAAACAAACAUGGCAGAUGAAGUGAAGCUUUACAGGACAUGGUCAAGUCCAUUUGGUUUGAGGAUCGUUUGGGCGCUGCAUAUCAAAGGGAUUGAAUACGAAGCCAUAUUUGAAGAUUUAACCCAGAAGAGCUCUGAACUCCUCCAGUAUAAUCCUGUUCACAAAAAGAUUCCUGUACUUGUACACAAAGGCAAACCAAUCUGUGAAUCACUGGUGAUUCUCGAGUAUAUCGAUGAGACAUGGAAGGAAACAGCUCCUUUGUUACCUCAGGAUCCUUAUGAGAAAGCUAUGGCACGUUUUUGGGCAAAAUUUGUGGAUGACAAGCUUCUGCCAUCAGUAUGGAGUGUUUUCACAGAAAAAGGAUAUGAGGCGAAAAAGGAAGCUUUUGUUCCAGCAGUGCAAAACCUAGAAAUCAUUGAAGAGCAAUUGAAAGAGAAGAAAUUUUUUGGUGGAGAAAGUAUAGGAUAUGUGGAUCUUGUACUUGGUUGGAUGGCGUAUCUUCUUGAUGUGUUUGAGGAGGUAAUCGAUCUGAAGUUGUUUGAUGCACACAAAUUUCCACUCUUAUCAGGAUGGAUGAAAAACUUUUCUGAUGCUCCGGCAAUCAAACAACACUUGCCACCACGAGACAAACUAGUAACCAAAUUCCAACUGCUUCAUGAAAAAUUUCAGACAGCAAAUUAAAUGGUGAAAAUUGCUGCAGUAUGUGUCUUAAUAUAGUUUAUGGAAAUCACAACAAACUGAUUGUGGAACUGUUUGUAUGAUCAAGUACUUUUGAAUGGUUUUUGGAUUAUGUAUCAAGAAUAAUAGAAGUUUUUCAUGGCAAUAUAUUUUUAAUCUUAUUAAUAA
Messenger RNA from Solanum stenotomum, 912 nucleotides. Its product is annotated as glutathione transferase GST 23-like. The record is from RefSeq and is a predicted model, not a curated record. The transcript has 2 exons. Lineage: Eukaryota; Viridiplantae; Streptophyta; Magnoliopsida; Solanales; Solanaceae. Gene Ontology annotation, biological process: glutathione metabolic process. Gene Ontology annotation, cellular component: cytoplasm. Gene Ontology annotation, molecular function: glutathione transferase activity. The coding region runs from base 76 to 747 and encodes 223 amino acids.